GGAACCGACGUCGUUUACGGUGAUACAUAUUAAAGCAAAAUAAAAACCCAUUUUCUUUCUCCUGUUCUUUCUUUCUUUCUUUCUUCCUUUCUACUUCACUUCCGCGACGACGAUCCAAGUGAUGGAUACUGUAGGCGAAACCCAGCGAACUCUGUACCCAUACGUGACUGGAUCCUCUGUAGUUGCUAUCAAAUACAAAGAUGGGAUUCUUAUGGCCGCUGAUAUGGGAGGUUCAUAUGGAUCUACCCUGCGGUACAAGAGUGUCGAGCGUAUCAAGCCUGUUGGAAAACAUUCUCUUCUUGGUGCUAGCGGGGAGAUAAGUGACUUUCAGGAGAUUCUGCGCUACCUUGAUGAGCUUAUUCUUUAUGACAACAUGUGGGAUGAUGGGAAUUCUCUAGGACCGAAGGAGGUGCACAAUUAUUUAACCCGUGUUAUGUAUAAUAGACGUAACAAGUUCAACCCAUUGUGGAAUGCUCUUGUACUUGGUGGGGUGAAAAAUGGGGAGAAAUACCUUGGCAUGGUUAACAUGAUUGGUAUUAAUUUUGAGGACAACCAUGUAGCAACUGGUCUUGGAAAUCAUCUUGCUAGGCCAAUUCUCCGAGACGAGUGGCAUGAGAACUUGACCUUCGAAGAAGGUGUCAAGUUACUAGAAAAAUGCAUGCGUGUGCUUUUAUACCGUGACAGGUCUGCUGUCAACAAAAUUCAGAUAUCUAAAAUUACGGAGGAAGGUGCCACUCUUUUCCCACCAUUCUCGUUGAAAACGUACUGGGAGUUCUCUGCCUUCAAGAAUCCAACUGUGGGUGCUGAAGGUUCAUGGUAGCUGACUCAUUGUGAAAUGAAACAGAAUUUUAAAUGGAUACGAAAUGGAUUCCAAUAGAACUUUUCAAGGUGUUAAUGGAUAUGAAAUGAGUCUGCCUUCUGAAGUUAAAAAUACUUGAUGUUGUUUUUAUAUUUAUCUUAGUUUCCCAUGGUGGUUCGAAUUGAUUUGUUUCAUUAGAAUUUCUAUUUCAGUUUUCUUUCAUUAUGACACUCGCGAUAGUUAUCUUUUCCUUUUCAA
Messenger RNA from Cajanus cajan (pigeon pea), 1057 nucleotides. RefSeq names its product 20S proteasome beta subunit G1 (gene PBG1). Lineage: Eukaryota; Viridiplantae; Streptophyta; Magnoliopsida; Fabales; Fabaceae. Gene Ontology annotation, cellular component: proteasome core complex. The record is from RefSeq and is a predicted model, not a curated record.